Molecule: messenger RNA, 4525 nt
Organism: Onychostoma macrolepis
Lineage: Eukaryota; Metazoa; Chordata; Actinopteri; Cypriniformes; Cyprinidae
Exons: 7
Coding region: 118-1101 (327 amino acids)
Biological process (GO): response to bacterium
Source: RefSeq, a predicted model, not a curated record
GUUGAGAAGGAAGAUAAACCUGUCAUAGACUCUACAUGAAAACCAACCUUGAUCAUAAAUGAAGUCUAUGAUUCACUCAAGGUUCUGAAUCAACUGGUUUAGAACUAUCUCCUAAAAAUGAUCAAUCAUUUUUUCAUCCUUUUCCUUUACCUUUCAAAAUGCAGCUCAGAAAAUACAGAUGUCGUGGCUCAGAAUCAUCUGAAGAUUGUUCAAGCUGGAGACAGCGUUAACUUCACCUGCAUUUUGCAACAAGAUAUAAGAACCACUGUUGUUUGGGUCAAACAAAAAGCUGGAGAGAAACCCCUUCAAAUCGCUUCAUCAUAUCAAGCUUUAGCUGUUGAGUUUGAAAAUGGCUUUGACAAACAUAAUCGCUUUUUUGUAGCAAAAGAUGAUAGCAGUUUUAAUCUGAGCAUCACAAAUGCAAAAGAAUCAGACACUGCAACAUACUAUUGUGUUAGAUUUAUAUAUCAGUUCAGUUUUGAGGAAGCCACUGAUCUGAUUGUUAAAGGCAGAGAACUGAACAUGCAGUCUGACCAUGAGAGAGCUGUGACAGAUCCAGUGCAUCCAGAAGACUCUGCAGUGGCGCUGCAGUGCACUGUCCUCACUCAGAGCUGUGCAGGAGAACACAACGUCUACUGGUUCAGACGUGAAUCUGGAGAAUCUCCUCCAGGAAUUAUAUUCACUCAGGAGCGCAGGAACGCUCAAUGUGAGAGGAGCUCUGAUGUGAACUCUACUGCACACAAAUGUAUGUACAACCUGCCCAAGAGGAACCUCAGUCUCUCUGAUGCUGGGAUUUACUACUGCGCUGUGGCCGCAUGUGGAGAGAUAUUAUUUGGAGAUGCAAGAAAACCUGACAUGCCAGGUUUUCAGACACCUUGGAGUAUAAUUGCCCUGGUUUUGGGAACUUUAAACUGUUUAUCAGCGAUUGUGAUUAUAUUUCUGUGCACGCAGUUGUACAAGCAGCGACGAAAAGAUGGGACUCAGAAUAUUCAGACUGGUCACUUAAUGGAUGAAGACAGAGAUGCUUUGAAUUAUGCUGCUUUGAGCUUUCAGCAAAGGUCCUGCACCCCUAGAAGACCCAGAGAAAAACAUACAAGAUAAUUCAAUAUAUGCACAUGAGAAAUUUUGCAAUAAAUAAAUAGAUAAUAAAUGAUCUGUUGUUCACAAAAAAAAGUGUUUUAAAUGAUAAAAACCAACAGACAUUUUAAUCUCUUAAUUACACUCAACUAAAUUACCUGCAUUGUAAAAAAAAAAAAAAAAAAGUUUUUUUUUUCCCCAAAGUUGUAAAUAAAACAAAGAUUAUUGGAGUACUAUAGUAGUAAAAUACUAUUUCAGUUUUCUACUUCAACACAUUUAAUUUAAUGCAGUAUUCACAUUUACAGUUUCACAUUUAAUGUAGUGUGUUACUUGAUGUUUGAAUGAAAUUUGAUGAAAUUUACUAGCAAUUUCCUGAAUUCAGUGAAAACUGUUUGUAGACAAAAUACAUAAAUCAAUGUAAGUUAAAUUAUUCUCUCAAAUAAAUUGAACUGAUUGACGUAAUUUUAAGCGACCCUUUUGGACCCUUGUUUGUUGGAUUUCUGCAUCAACAUGUUUUAUUAGAUAGUUUUUUUUUUUUUACUAAUGGAAGAGUCCGAUCAGCACAUGCUAACAUACAGCAUAUCAGUUUUAGAUUGACUGAUUUGUUGAAAAGUCUGAAGUUGAAAAGUGGUAGAGAAGUUGAGAUCCCUGUCCGUGGUACUGAAAUGUGACAAUUGUGACAAUUUUUGCAUUAUUUUCUAGUCAUGCAGAUUCCUGCUUUAAUAAGGUCGUUAGAUUACACUGUACUACAAACAGAUACUGAUAACAUUUAGUCAUGACAACAACAUUAAUUAAUAAGUCAAUAUAUACUUCUCAUGUGUCUAGAAUGUAGCAUAGCAAUAUUUUCACAGGAACAUUAAACAGAAUGUUAAAGAAAAAUGUUUAUUGACCUAUAGGGUGCUACAUACCCUUGUGGUCCGUUAAUCCAAAAUAAAAUAGAUAAUUAUCAACUUACAUAAAUAAAUAAUUAGUCAUAUCUGGGAUAGCUUUAGUCCGCAUCAUGUUUUUAAAGUGAGUUACAAAAAGUGAUUCUGCCCAAUAUUAUUUAUAAUUGGCUCACGAGGCCCCUCUAGUGGACACCUGUGGCUAAACUCAUAAAACCAAAAUAUGAGGCUGUGAGGCCUGUACUACAACAAACUAAAGGUAUUCGAAAAUCUCACAUUCAUGCAAAAAUUUUAAAUCCUAAUGUUAAAAUUCUACGCAUAAUGUCAGGUUUAAGAGUGUUUUUAAGGUAUGUCUCUUAUGGACUAGUCCCCUUUGACGACAACUAAAAACUGAAACAUUUAAGGUUUCUGCUAUUUCCAUUUAUUGUUUUCUUUUAACGCUUGCAUUUUCCUAAAUAAAAAUACUUAUAUUUUAUAUUUAUAUUAUAAUUCAUGUUUAUAUUACUUUAACAAGGUUAAUAAAGCAUGUUCGUUUAAAUAUACAGUAUAUUAAAAUGGAAAAUAACUUUGAUUUGUGUCCUGUUAAAUGCAUGCAUUGUAACUUGCAAGCCCAGCUGAGCACAUAAGGUGUUUGUAGUGUUAAAAUAAACUGUUACUAUUUAUACGAUGUUUUUGUCAUCAAGCAGUAAUCAUCGACAGGUAAUUUAAUCCUUUACUAAUGCAAGGUAAAGUAAUUACCGUUUGAGAAAGAUGCAUGUGUGGUUUUGAUUCAGAGAGAGGUGUGAAACACAUCAGUGGGUCAGUCUUGUGGUUGGAAAAUGUUCAAACCACACUGUGCACAAUUAUGCAUGCAAAUGUCCACUCAUACAGAAGCACAAAGGUGCACAAAAACAUCUGAGCCCACAAACUAAACAUCUCAGUGUAUAGUGGGUUAUUUAAUAAAUAGGCAAAUUCUUGCAAGUACAAUAGUUACAGUGUGCCCUCUACAUAUACAUAUUUAGAUAAUUCUUUGUCAGAUCAAAAUCUUUUAUAUUAAUCUAACACUUGAAAAAAAAUGGUGCAUGUAUAUUAUAUAUACCCUAUCUAUAUAUAUUAUAUAAAAUAAUUUUCAAUUUAGAAUUUAGAAUGCUUCAGAAUUUCAAUGUAUUCAGUUCUGACAGUUAUGUCUAAAGUUAAAUGUUUCUCCGCUGAUGUUCACCACAGCAGUUUUCAUUCUGUACUGAGCAGCUUCUUCCUGUCAGUCACUCUACAGGAAAUGAUGUACUUUGUCUUUUCUCUUCUUACUGGUGCUCUAGUUGGUGUCACAUGUUCUUACAUGGGCAUACACUGACUUUGUGGAGGAGUCUGUGCUUUGUAGUAUUAAUGGCUUAAAGCCCAGUGAACUGUAUUCCACUGCAUAACUAGGGUUGUUUGGGCCCCAGUGGAAAAACACUUGAUGGGGCCUCCACCACCGCAACCACCUGCAGCUUAAACUCAGGAAAUGUGCAUUUUUCACAUUGUAAGUUUGUGCUUACUGUCUCAACCAGGUAUCUUUCACAAACUAUGAAAUGUUUAAGGUUCAAUGUGUCUCCUUGGAUCAAACUUUACCUAUAUCUUCAAAACAACCCCAUUUUUGAAAGAGCAAGCACAACCUGCAUUUCAUUCUGAAAUUUGAAAUUUGUUUUGAAAUAUUGUUUGAAAUUAGAAAUAUUUAAAUUUUUCUCUGUCAUAUUUAUAUUAAAGUGUUAGUCUUAAUGUAGUAAUGUAUACACGCUAAUUGCUGUCAAGUGGCAAUAUAUAUAUAUAAACAACAAUAACAUUAAAUAGUCCAUAAGCUUUAGGCUCUUUAUUGCAAGUCUUAUAGCCAUAAUAGAGCUUUAUGUGAGAACAGGUCAAAAUUUAAUUGAUUAGCAAUUAAAUUAAUUGACACAGCAAAUCGUCCCCUCUUGUUUAUAUUUCUGUGUUCAGAAGGUGAAAGCAAACUAUUCAGAGUACACUUAUACAGACACACAUAAGAAGUCAUAGCAAAUAUUAUUUUGCUUUUUUUUUCAGACAAUAUAAGAAAAAUACAGUAUUGAGUUUCCAAAAUUGGAAAAAUAAUUUUUAAAUGGAUUUCUGCAGACAGAAAAGAGAAAGAUGUACAGUAUGUUGUGUUAGAAUCCCCACUGUAGCUGUGUUUACUACUGUUUUGUUUAAAUGUCAGAGUAAUACAAAACAAUGUAUUGUAUACUAGUUUUAUUAUUUUUUUAAAAAGCACAAUAAUUUUAACAGUCAUCAGUCUGUCAAAAAGAGUCAAACAUAUAAAGGCCAUUAAAAGGUUUGUUUGUGUGCUUUUGAUAAAAGGACUGCUUGUGUUACAUGUGGUGUGGUUUUUUUUUCUCCUGUAUUUUUCACACUUCAGAGGUGCUCGUAGUGGGGCGUCAAUCUUUUGAGUAGGUCAGUUACAUAAUAAAGAGAUCAUGUUGUGUAUGUCUUUCAUGUAGUUCAUGCCACAGAUAUACUGCAACUUUAGUUUAGUUUAGUUGCAUAUUGAGCUGGUCCUUGUUUCUUUUCUUUUUUUACACCUGAAUUCAAUCUCUUCAAGU